CGGGCAACUGUCAAGAGUGAAAUCACCGAGUGAAAUAAUUUCUCACCUACCACAUAAUCGUAAAAUAAGAGAAUCAAAGCAACUCCAUUUUAGAUAAGAGUUGGGCUCAAUUAAAAUCGUAAUCCAAAUAAGCCAAUCGUAGAAGACAAUUAGAUUUAUCGGUUAAUUUAAAUCCACGUUGACAUGACAUUUGUUUCCGCUGUCAGUGAAUGGAUUGACUUUGAUCAUUUGACAAGACUGGAGCCAAUGAAAUCGCAUUGAGGUCGAAUGUUGUGGUUGGUCAAUGAGAGAGUGAGGAAAGCCAUACUGGACCGCGCACAAAGGGUGAAUUUUAUGAAAAGGGGUGACUGCCGGUGAUGGACAAUGAGCAGCCACAUCAGGAGCUGGUGAAGUGCGUUGUUGUUGGUGAUACUGCUGUUGGUAAGACCCGGCUGAUAUGCGCUAGGGCCUGCAACAAGCAUGUAUCACUAUCUCAAUUGCUAACCACCCACGUGCCGACAGUAUGGGCCAUCGACCAGUACCGAAUUUACAAAGACGUUCUCGAACGUUCCUGGGAGAUCGUCGACAACGUCAACGUCUCCCUGAGACUGUGGGACACCUUCGGGGAUCAUGAGAAAGAUCGCAGAUUUGCGUAUGGAAGGUCUGACGUGGUGCUGCUAUGCUUUUCGAUCACCAACCCCGUAUCCUUGCGCAAUUGCAAGGCUAUGUGGUAUCCGGAGAUCCGGAGAUUUUGUCCACAGACACCUGUACUCCUCGUUGGUUGCAAGAAUGAUCUGCGAUACAUGUAUCGGGAUGAAACUUAUCUGAGUUACUUCAGGGAUCGUAGCCCAUUCGUUAGAGCAACCCGAAAGAGUGAUCUCGUCAUGCCGGACCAGGCACGAGCAGUUGCCAGGGAACUUGGUGUUCAUUACUACGAAGCCAGUGUUUUUACUUAUUAUGGGGUGAAUGAGGUUUUUGAAAAUUCCAUUCGUGCUGCACUCAUAGCACGCAGACAGCAGAGAUUUUGGAUGACUAAUUUAAAACGAGUACAACGUCCACUGCUACAAGCACCAUUCUGCCCACCAAAACCAAUACCACCUGAAGUGUGUCUAGCGGCAAGCACUUACGAGGAAAAUAUGAAAGCACUUUGGAUUCGUCCAGUGCAUACUGAUGUCACUUUAAUCGCUGGUAGCAUGAAUUUUGCUGCACACAGGUGUCUACUUGCUGCAGCAUCACCAGCUUUUCACAGACUAUUCUCCAUGGAGCAUGAGUUGACACCGAGGAGCUCCAGUGAAUCGAGCAUGGUGAGCACUUUUGGAGAAGCUACAGUCGGUGACUUCAAUGAUGACACCGAGUGCUUGAUUCGUACCGAUCAGGUCAAACCAGCCAAAGUUUGGGAGCAAUUGAAGCGUCGCUCGAGUUUUCAGGUACUGCCGACAAUGGACCAGAGGAAAGCAAAUGGUGCAAUGCGAGAGCUCAAUCAUCCGGCAUUCCAAACAAUUCGCAUCACCCUGACGGAGAGUGUCAAUGGUGUCCAGCAGCCAACAACAAUUGUCACACUAUCGAAACUUAUUACGCCCCAGGCCAUGCAACAGUGUCUUCAAUUUAUCUACACCGGAAGCCUCGACAAACGCUACCAUGAUCUACAAACAGCUCCUAUUGGGCUACUACUGGAGAUCAAACAGGCCGCUGAAUUUCUUGAUCUGCCACAAUUACGGAUGGUCCUUGGGAGUAUUCAGUCGAGGGCACAAUUCAUGAACAGUGAUCUGAAUAAUCAAUACAAACAGGUUGUGAGACAGCGGCUAGAGGAUAUUUGUUUGGAUCAAGGUCUAUUCGCUGAUGUUGUCUUUGACUUGGACGACGGUAGCAUGCCAGCACAUCGAGCAAUUCUAACAGCACGGUGUGACAUGAUGAAAGCCAUGUUUUCUGGUGAUUUUCGUGAGAGCAGUGCUAAAGUGAUUGUUUUUCCUGGUGUUCGCGAGUACACAUUCCACAAGCUUCUGUGCUAUUUAUACACCGACGAGGUACCCGCAAUAUCAUCAGGCAGGUGUUUGAAUCUCCUGGAAUUGGCGAAUCGGCUGUGUCUACCUCGCCUUGUUAAUCUCGUUGAGAGCCGAGUGAUUGAAGAUUUAGACAGGCUAGCCCAGAACGACGGAAAUGAGGCUGUCGAGAACUGUCUUAGGCUGCUAGAGCCUUGCAAGUUGCACAAUGCCGAUCAACUUGCCGACUGGUGUAUGGAUCAUCUGUGUGUUAAUUAUAAUAAACUGUGUAAAAUGUCACCGAGAAGUGUGAGACUUUUGCAUCCAGAGAAUCAGGAAUAUUUGAACGAACAUCGAUGGCCACCUGUUUGGUACUUGAAGGAUUACGAUUACUACCAAAAAUGUCUAGCCGAGCAUGACAAAGAGAACAAACCCACUCUGAAACGUAAUCGUAAUCAAUCAGGCUGUUUAUGUUUCUCAGGAUCGAGCAAGAGUCGACGUGAGGAAACUGGUACAACAAGUUCAACAACAGAAACACCAGCUGAUCGUCCACUUUUCGAUGCCUCCACCGAAUCUGGUGAGAUCGUAUGACAAGAGCCAAGCGGCAUAAGCCGCUCAUUCAGAUUCAUUCUGAUACUACUCGUGCUCAUGGUAUUCAUUUGCACGAUUUUUACCAUUUUGAUACUGCUACAAAUUUAUACUUAAGUUAAUUAACAAUACAAAUGGCGAAAAAAUAAAACAGAAAAUAAUGUGGGCGAUAUAAGAACGUUAGCAUGGAAAAUUAUACGAGGGAGAAUAAUAAUCGGAGAUCAUUUCAAUUUGUUUGAUUGACGCCAAAGUGCGAGACAGACGUCAGAGUAACUCAUCUUCUAUUUGUUUGUCAAGCCGAAUAUUAUAUAUAAAAUAUAUGAUAUAAUUACUAUUAGCUCAUUGGCGUGGCACAAUGAAAGUAUUUGAAAGUGUUUUGCCGUUAGUCUGUGAACGUUAUCUUGACUAUUUGUUGAGUCCGAAUUGAGAUUGAGGCUAUUCUGCGGAAUAAUUAUCGUCGAAGACUAACGUUGAGAUUUCUAUAAAUGAUAUAUUAGGAGUGAAGUGGACAACAGAUGAAUGUAUCAAUGAUUUUGCUGAUUAUAUUGGACAGUUUUUCGAGGAACAACUCCCCAGGAAUUACAAAAAAUCUACACCAACAAUUGUAUAUUUCAUCUUACUUAUCCACUUCACAAGAGAUUUGUGAGAAUAAUAAGUAAGGGUGUCAGUAUUAGUGACUGUGAGAAAUACUAUUAAUUAUUUGUAUUUUAUUUGUGGAGAGUUCUUAUCAGUGACGAAUUGUUGAAUGAAUAAUGAAUGUCCAAAGCAAAGGCUGGAAAUGGUGCGAGUAGAAUAACACAAUAAGAGACUGGCUUGUAGACUAGGAAUUAAAUGAGAUUCGUCGGAUUCGAUUAAUGAUUAUAAAUCAUCUCAAUAAUUUUGUUGGGCUUCACUGACAGACGAAAUCAUUUUAGAUGUUUAUAUUUUUUCAGUGUGCUACUUAGCAACAAAAUAUCAAAUCCGAUUCCCAUCGUGUAUUAUUAAUUGAUGAAGGUAGUAAUCAGUCGAGACAAAUAUAUUUUUCGUAGUUCAAUACCCAUACAUCCACGAUAAUCAUUCGGACAACUUCAACCUGGGGCUAGAAUGAUAAUGAAGGAAUGCGAGAGGAAGAACAAUAAGCAUAUCAAUAUUCAAUUUAAAAAAAACCGAAUGAAUGAAUGAAUAAUGGCUCAUGCUGAAUUGAAGACAGAAAUCGCGAAGAGGUGCGACUAUAAUAGAAUUCCACUGUACUCCAUUUUUCAAAGUAUUACUCAUCUUUAUUAUUCUAAGCUAGAUAUUUUCUGCAUCGCUAUAUUUAUGACUACAUCGAGAUGAAGUUCAAAAAAUUAUUGAAUGCCGGAGCUGUGCAGGAGAUUAUGGAAAUGAGAAGAAAUUGAAACGCGAGAAUUAUUAACUAGUACUGGCGUAGAUGUAAUGAUUACCGUAAUUUAAUUGUGACUGAGUUGAAUUUACCUAUGAAAAUUUAUUGCAGUGGUUAUGCGACUGAAAAAAAAAGUCGAAAAUCCCAAAGUAAAUAAUGAAGGCAUCUGCAUGCUGGACCAAGCAACUUAAUCAUCUAACUGAUUGUGAAUGUUGUAGUUGCUUAGGAUUUCGAUUAGAUAGUCUACAUCUCGGUGUUUUAAUGAUGCAGACAGAAAAAUUUUGUGUAGCCUCUUCGUUAUUAUUAUUUGAUUUCGAGAGUCUUUGAAUGGAGAGAGGCACAACGGAAUACGCGAUGGAUCAUUUUAAUGAGGGGAAAAGAAUAGUGGACACGUAGAAAUAUUAUUGCUAUCGGCUAUGUCAAUUUCCAAUGUCAAUGUUAUUAUGUAUAAAUUAAAUAAGCUAUCAUUUUUUACUGGAUACAUGAAGAGUGAGAAAAGACAGUGUAGGGAGUGAGAUAAAGUCAGUAAAAGGUAAAAUACCUUUGGCAAAAUGGUAAAAUGAGUGAAAUCAUUUGAACGAGUCAUAUCAUUCA
Molecule: messenger RNA, 4500 nt
Organism: Fopius arisanus
Lineage: Eukaryota; Metazoa; Arthropoda; Insecta; Hymenoptera; Braconidae
Gene: RhoBTB
Product: Rho-related BTB domain containing
Exons: 12
Coding region: 357-2549 (730 amino acids)
Biological process (GO): regulation of cell shape; engulfment of apoptotic cell; cortical cytoskeleton organization
Cellular component (GO): cytoplasmic vesicle; cytoskeleton; cell projection
Molecular function (GO): GTPase activity; protein kinase binding; GTP binding
Source: RefSeq, a predicted model, not a curated record